This is a messenger RNA of Daldinia decipiens, 1061 nucleotides long. RefSeq names its product acyl-CoA N-acyltransferase. The coding region runs from base 324 to 1004 and encodes 226 amino acids. The record is from RefSeq and is a predicted model, not a curated record. Gene Ontology annotation, molecular function: acyltransferase activity, transferring groups other than amino-acyl groups. Lineage: Eukaryota; Fungi; Ascomycota; Sordariomycetes; Xylariales; Hypoxylaceae. The transcript has a single exon.
UAGAUUGUUUCUUCUUACAUGUGUGCUCUUAUAUAAGUUAGGUAAUACCGACGGCUUAGGGAUGCAUCCAUUAGAUGUAAACGCGUCACCAACAGAGCUGAAGACAACAUGCACGCCAUUCCCUUUUGGGAGGCAACUCAGAUUUGGUUAUGAGUCACUUCGGAGCUGGAAUCCUACGGCACUCGGAUAUAAGAGAUCACGAGUUAACUCAUAUAGGCUGUAGAUGAUGUUGAAUCUUUAUUUAAACCCUAAAAAAGUCCGAUGUGAAGUUGACAAACAAUAAGAAUCAAGAUCAAACUCAGCGCUAGAUUAGCUUGCUCACGAUGGCAAGACCUCCGAAGAUCAAAGUCAAGACGUAUCUGCCCACACAGCCGUUCCCACCCAAUGCAGAGAGGAAACCUAUCCGCACGGAACGCCUAGUUAUCCGUCCGUUUACCGAGGAAGACCUUGACGCGAUCUAUGCUAUACGUACUCAACCGGAGGUUAUGCACUUCUCGGCGGUUGGCCAGAUUGAUGCUAGCAAAGAUGAGACACGGACAUCGUAUUUGGCCUGCUACCUACCGCCUAACGAUAUCCGGAACUAUCACAACGUACUUUGCCUCGCCUCGACCGGAGAACUAAUCGGGAUGGGUGGGAUGCCGAAAACCGAUCUACUCUUUGGAUGGCCCGAGGUUGGUUACAUGCUCAAGAAGGAGUAUUGGGGGCAGGGCUACGCCACGGAAUUCCUAAGGGCAUUUGUAGACCAUUGGUGGACUUUACCACGAUCCGAGGCUGAGAUUGAGGUGGCUGCAGAAUCGGUGGAUAGAUCCGGAGAGGUACCGGAAAUGCUGUCAGCAAUAGCCGAUGAUGAGAACCUGGCCAGUAAACAUGUCCUCGAGAAGGCUGGAUUCCAAAAAUUUACAAGGUGGACUGAGCCCGAUACACGAGUGGGUGUUAUAGACGACAUUGCUCUUGUUGGUUUCGUACUCGAGUCACCCGGCCAAAAAGUCAAAGCUUCAUCUUAAUGGCAUGUCUAAUGGUCAAACUGUUGGCGAUUUUGAACAAUGCUGAAGAAAGUGGAC